This is a messenger RNA of Lycium ferocissimum, 1815 nucleotides long. RefSeq lists its product as uncharacterized. Gene Ontology annotation, cellular component: RNA polymerase III complex. Gene Ontology annotation, molecular function: single-stranded DNA binding. NCBI's taxonomy places the organism in Eukaryota, Viridiplantae, Streptophyta, Magnoliopsida, Solanales, Solanaceae. Gene Ontology annotation, biological process: DNA-templated transcription. Bases 43 to 1623 code for a protein of 526 amino acids. The transcript is spliced from 14 exons. The record is from RefSeq and is a predicted model, not a curated record.
CUCUGGCUCAGGACUGGAAUAAAGAAACAGGGGAGUACCGCAAUGGUUUCGCCUCACGGAAUCAAGCUGGCUGUUUAUCUCAUCAAUUCCUACUUCGGUGAUCUUAACGCUAAAGUUUGUGACUGUCUAUUGCGAAGAGGAACACAACCUUUAGCUCAGGUUGUACGUUUCACAGAGCUUAGCAGAGAGAAUGUUAGGAACUGCUUGCUCGUGCUUAUUCAUCACAAUUGUGUUCAAGCCUUCGCGGUGCAACAAGAAGGUGCAUUUGGGGAGGCACCAAAAGUUUUUACACAAUACAUGGCACUAUUUGACAACAUAAUACAUAAAUUGAGGUUCCCUAAGUUUAUAGAGAUUGUGUCUGAGGAGCUGGGAAAAGAGUGUGAAGAGAUUUUUGAAGGGUUACUUCAGCAUGGUAGGCUUUCACUCAGCCAAAUUAUAGAUAGAUACAAGCAGACAUCGAAUCAAGGAGAUUCUAGCGCUGAUGCUGCACGAGAUAGCUUCAACAGACUAGUUAACGCUAGAUUUGUGGAACGAUGUCCUGCCCCUGAACCAUUUCUUGAACCACCUACUGAAGAAGAAACUGCUGCAAAGAAACGAGGUGCUAAAUCUGCAAAGAUUCCAGCACAAACCCUUGAACAACGAGCCUUAGCAGCAGCAGCUCCGAUGGAAUCCUUGAGAUUCUUAGUUGAGACAGACACCUGGAAUAAUUCUGAGGAAAAAACUGACAUAAAGACUAUGGAUGUGAAAUGUGGCACAAAGCGGAAGCAAGAUAAUUUAGAGUCAAACACAGAACUGCUGGAUACAGAUGAAAAGAAAGUACUCUGGCGUGCCAAUUUUGAAGAAUUCAUUCGCCGCUUGAGGCACAAGGCUUGCGUUGCAAAUGUGAAAGUAAAUGUCAACAAUGAUGCUGCCAUUAUUCUUGCUGCAACCCUGGAGUUGAGUAGACAUUCUGAAACUAAAUUGAGAAUUGAUAACUCAGUUCCUCAGUCCAUAAAUGCUAUUUAUGAUGAGGUGAUAAAGAGGGAAGGUGGUCUUGGUAUGGACUUGGGGCGUAUCAGAGCUUCCCUUGGUGAAUUAGGAUGUAAAGCUCCAUUGAUGGAAAUAGAUGAAACUUAUAGUGUAGAUUUGAAGAACAUUAUUGAACAGGCUCGCAUUGAAGAGGUGGAAUCCAUUGUAUUAAAAAGGUACGGGAGGGAGGCCUACAGGAUGUUCAGAUUACUGUCUAAAAAUGAUCAUCUUCUUGAAACGGAUAAGAUUUCAGAUACCACAUUUGUUGAAAAGAAAGACGCACUCAAGAUUCUAUUUAAGCUGUGGAAAGAUGACUACUUAGACAUGAAGAAAGUUAUUACACCUGGAGCAAGGCAAUCAGAAUUCGUUCUGUGGAAAAUUAAUAAGCAGUCUCUUUGGCAACAUGUUCUAGAUGAAAUGUACCAUGCUGCCCUUAAUUUGAGAUUGAGAAUAACACAUGAGCAAGAACAAGAAAAAGAGAUUCUUCAGAUGCCCAGAGAAAGGCUGGUAGGGGAACUGGGCGAUAGAUACAGGCGCCUAAGAAAAGUUCGGAUUACCCUGGAAUCUUCCCUAAUGAAUCUUGACGAUUCUCUCAUGCUCUUCCAUGACUUCUAAAAUGAGAAAUUUGCAUUUUACAUUCCUCACCUUGCUUUCCUGACCUUCCCCCUUUCCCCCCCUUAUUAUUAUUUUUAGAAUUGCAUAUGUUAAGGGCCUUGCUGUCCUGAUUGCAGUUUUAUACAGUUCAAGAUUGAACCUGACAGACACCAACACUCAUGAAGCCUAUUUAUUUUAUUUGUUCUUAGCUGA